Messenger RNA from Diorhabda sublineata, 9025 nucleotides. RefSeq lists its product as uncharacterized. The record is from RefSeq and is a predicted model, not a curated record. Lineage: Eukaryota; Metazoa; Arthropoda; Insecta; Coleoptera; Chrysomelidae. The coding region runs from base 359 to 1411 and encodes 350 amino acids. The transcript has 6 exons.
CGCAUAUCAUCUUUUCCAAUACUUUGUCUGGUAUUAUAAACGCCAUAAUUUUCCACGCAACAUAUUAUCAGCUGAUCUAAAAUGACAGUUACAUCAGAUAUUUGAUAGCCAAAAGAAGAAAAUCUUAAAAUGGCUUCUACAGUUUUUGGAAAAUAAAACUUUAAUCAUUUAUGCUGGUUAUAAACAAUGUGAAACUAAUUAAGCCGUCGUUAUAAAAGGCAAAUGAAUUUACAAUGCUUUAGAACAAGUGGAUUAUGUUUAAAAACAAAUAGUUUUGUGAAUAAUGCUUACUAAGAGGGAUUGAUUAUAAGGAUUUUAGAGUGUAAGGUGAAGAAAUAGCCACUGUGUAGUUGAUAAAAUGGCUACAAUGAUGUAUCCAAGCCUCACAAAAUCUCAGAGUAUGAGAACUAAGAGAAAAUCAGCUGUGGAACUAUUAGCUGAGAGCAAGCCAUUUUAUGUAAAGUCUGAAGUGGUUAGAGACAGUACUCAGGCCCUACCAUUAAGGCCUAAUUCAAACACUAGUGCAUAUGGUACUUAUAAUCGCAGUAAGUCUGUAAAUGUAGCAGGUCAUGGAUCUAAUUAUAGAUCCACAACUCUUCCACAAUAUAUGGCUGUAUCCCCUUCGAGAUCCCUACCACCAUUGACACAUCGACGAUCAGUACAUUCCACAGCAAAUACAGAUUUGUUACAAAAUCGGCUACGUCAAUUAUUGGUAUGUGAUAGUGCAGAAGAAUUGAGAGUAGAUCAAAUGGCACCACUCAGUCCACCUGCUGAAUAUGCACAAAGAUGUCACAAAAGCCUCCCAGAUUUGCACUGCCGUGAGCCUAGCUCUAACAAGAGCAGCAAUAAAAGCCUUUCAAACAGGGACAGUGGUGGUUCCAGUGGUCAUUAUACUCAGAGAAGUGAACCUCCACCACCACCUCGACAGGAGGUGCGUCGUGAUUCUGGAUCAAGCACACAGCAUAGUGGUGGCAGCUCCUAUUAUUGUUGUCAAGAAGCAGAAUGUCGAGCUACUAGACACCCUUCACAACUUUCUCCUGGCUUAUCACAACCACCAGCUACCUUCAAGCGCCAGAAAUGUCUUCGUUAUAAAAGAGAAAGACCCAUCUUACGAUCCAAAUCAGACAUUAGCGAUCGUUACCGAAGAUCCUCGGAUCCUCCGCACCUACAACAUUUCUUCGAAAACUUGGGACUUCCUAGUGAUAUGUAUGAGGAAAUGUUGAGUCGCAGCGAUUCCUCGGAUAGUCCAGUCUUCUUCUCAGAUGUAUCGACUGUGGAUUCGAGUAGGCCGAUUGAUAAUGUAGAACAUUGUCCUUCAGCUUAUAGAUCUGGCGAUCCUCCAUCAAUCGUCGAAAGAAACGCACGAAUUAUCAAAUGGCUGUGUAACUGCAAAAAAUUGCAGUUAUCCUGAGGUUUGGACGACGGCGACGAUUACUAUGUUUAAAAUCGUUGUCGUGUUUUGAGUUUUUCGUCUUCAAUUAAAUGUUAAAGAUAUUCUUUUCUAAGUUAUAUAUAUUUAAUUGAAUACCAUUUAAAUACAAUUUUCUAUACAAGUUCGUAAUUUUUUGAAAAUUGUAGUAGAAUAGAAAAUAGUAUGUCUUUGGCGUUUAAUGAUAAUUUUGUGAAUUGAUUGAAUAGACUGUCUAUCGUUCUGUUGAACUUUUGUUACUCAGAAGUAUAUAUGAUAAUGUUUUAUAAUAUUUAUGACCGGUUGUACAAGCUUUCCAUGUAAAUAUGUAGAUUUUAAAUAUAUCUUGCGCAUUUUUUUAGAAACCAAUAUUACAUUUUUUCUACAAUAAAAAUUCCAUAACUUACACGUGAUACAAUGAUUUGAAAUAAUUUUGCUGCAAAAUUCCUGUAAAUUAGUCCACAUUUUCAAAUUGCUUUCUUAACUUAAUUCAGUGGUUGUGUUUACAAAAUUUUCUGGUUUACUGUCGUUAUAACACCCAAAAUCGAUUUAUUAUCAUUACCAUAUUUGGGCUUACAUUGAGAAAUAUUAUGUAGACAUAGAAAUAUAAAUGUGAGAACUUAAAAUUCCAAUUUUCAGGAUAAUAACAUCUCAAUAAUCAUAGUAAAAUUAAUUAUUACACAAUUUGAUUACUCUACUUUUCAGAAUAGAAAUCAAGCACUAUAAAAACAAGCCCGGAAAAUGAAGUGUUUAUAUUCAUAUUCUUACAUGUCAAAACAUUUUUGCCAAUACUGUAUGUAUAAAAUGUAGUAAUACUACAAUUAAAUAUAUAAAUCUACAUAUUUAUUUUUUUAACCGUAGUACUGAAGAUCAAGUUUGUUUUGAAUCGAUGGUAUAGUCGGCCUUUAGUAGUAUGAGGUAUUUUUUGGUAAUAUAAAAAAUUAUAAGGAUCGCAUUGUUCAACUUAGUCAUAUCGAAGUAUGUUAUCAAAGGUUUCGAAUUGAAAUUCAUGGGUAGUCUUUAAUAUUUGAUGAAAUUAAAAUAUCUUUGGCGCUGUAAUGAAUUAAAAUGUUAUACAGUGCGUUAAAAAAAUCUAAUAAUAUUAUUUGAAACAGUUCAAUUGUAGCAGAUUUUUUGUAAUGCUCUGUGUGCUUUGAGAUCGCACACAGAAAUUUUUACAUCGAAAUCACUUAGUGAAAAGGUCUUCCAGUAAAAAAUAAGACAACUUAUGCUAUUGUUAGUCAUAUUAUUAUGAUUUUUUGGAUUUAUUACGGCGUUACAGAUAUUUAUGUUUGAAAAUAGUGUUCAAUUUGGAAAUAUUCACUUGGAUGGUCAUACUCAGCUCACAGUUGCUAUAAAAAAUGCUCCUUUCACCAAUUGUAUUGAUAUACUGAAAUUUUUUGUAGUUAUAGAAACAACGUGCUUUCCUUUCUAAAAGACAGUUAAAAUUUUUUAAAAUAAAGUUGCAUAUGCAUUUCGAACUAUAUGAAUACUUAUUCCUCAAUUACUUAUGACCGUCCCAUCAUCAUCAACUGUGAACGCGAAAUCUCAAUUUUUUCCUUGUGUGCGUACUUAAAAAAUAUUUUUUUUUAGAAGUGUAAAUGUGUGAAUAUAUAAUCAUUCCUGUUUGUUGUAGUUUAGCCAAAACUGCGUUACGCCGUUUCAGUGAUAUUUUAUAAAUAUUCUAAAUAAUAUGUGUUAAAGUAGAUAUGAGUUAUAUGAGGGAUAUUCGUAAAAUAAGUUAACUUUCAAAAUAAACAUGAACUCAUAUAAAUACAGCAGUCAUCAAUUGCACAAAAAUCUACCACUUUUAUACUAUUUUUAACCUGACCCCCUUUUUUGAACUGCCCAUUCAUGACAGUAUACAAUCAUGAACCACUGCCCACAUAGACCUCCAAAUAAUCUUGUCGUGAAAAAGCUAAUUAGGGACCUUGCCUUGACCAUUUAUCGUCACUAGGCAAACUGCGAGGCUUACCUAAGUAUUUGAGUCUUAUACGUUUGAUUGUUGAGCACUCACCGAUAAUGUGGUCUACAGUUUCUUCCUCUGCCAAACACCAGUGGUAUUCCGGGUCGUUUGUGAUGCCUGUAACAUGGAGAUGUGGUCUUGAAUAACCGUAUUCGGUUAAAAGACCAUUUAAACAGAUAAGAAGGCACAUCUAAGUGUAUUUUAGCUUGUCUCAUGUCUACGUAUGGCUAUACCAAGAAUGGGCUAUGGUAAGACACUUUAAGCUGAUUUUUAAGUGUUUUUCAUAUUUUAUAUAUGUUGCAGCUGAAAUGCAUUUUUCUUGAGAAUUCGUUUUCCCUAGUUAAAACUAAUUUUUACUUAAUGCCUUUGUUAAAACUAGAAUUUACCACUGAUAUUUGAUUUUCAGAUAAAACUAGUUGUCACAUAGAACUGCAGUUAAAACUAGCACUAGAAACACUAAUUUUGGAUUGAAAACAAGAUAUAGUUUUAAAUAUACUUAUUGUAAGUAAGAUCUAAGACACCGAGAACCAAAGAAUAAUCUAACACUAAAGGAACAUUUUAGGGAACAUCGACUUAAAUUAGUUGUGGUCUACUUGUUAUUGCAAGAGAAAUUAUCGUGGCAUUUUUAAUUACAACAAUAACCAUUUUUCUUGCAGAGACACCUUUUUGACACAAUUAUUCUUGCAUACGCAGCGCAUAUAUCCUUGGCCUGUUCCUAUGGCUGCUUCCUUAACAACAGUUCUCAAAGGUAAAUUUGUAUUUGGUACAUUUUCAAGCAAAAAUUUUUCUUUGCACUUGUCAAAUUCUGACUUGAAAAGCACAUUUAAAAGGACAUAAUUAAACUUGAUGAAACAAUGAAGCAACACGUAGGUUCAUACCUGCAAUAAAAUUUAUCAAGCGUUCCACAUUUCGUGCUUAUCUAAUGAAAACCUUGAUCAUACUUUUGAAGAACCACUCCGACUAUAUUAAGUAGAUCUCCUUUGGCUCGGUAAACAUCAGAGAUUGUAUAAUUACAUUAUCACCGAUUUUUAUUGGAACGUGUAUUGCAUCUGAUGUUAAUGUCAUUAUCUUGGCCUGUUUUUUUAAGUUUUGAUGUGCAGUUUAUUUGGAUGCCCUUAUUUAUCCAUUCAUAUUGAUCACAAUUUCGUAGUCUUUGUCAUGAGGUGGUAUUAUAAAAGGCUUUGUGGUCGUAGAUGGUUCACCUUCAAUGCUAUAUUCACUUGUUUCUGAUACAAUUGGCGAUUCUCUAUUUGUUUUGGACGAACUUUCUACGUCUUUUUGUUGGACUCCAGUUAUAAUCAGAUGCUCUACCAUUGCAACUAGCUAUAGGUUCCGCGUAUUAUGUAUCAUAUUUAUUUCAUUCAACGCAUUUUCAAGAUCAUCAUCUUGUAUAUCCUCAAUAACAUUUCGAGUCAUAGUCGAAGUCAUAAGCCCUACUCGUGGUUCUAUACCAAACAUUGCUUUGUAUGGUGACUGAUUGAUUCCGGAACGAAGUACCCGAUUUUUCAUAAACUAUACAAACUGAAUACCAUUUGGCCAAUUUGUGGUAUCAUUGAAGCCAACAUUUUCUCCAUAUCUCGGUUAGCCCCUUCAACAUAUCCUUGGCUUUGGUUGUAUCUUGAUUUUUCAUGGACCAGUUUACACUCGGGCUAAAAUGAAACGAGCUCAUUUAUGUCAGAAUUUACAAAUUCUCUGCCGUUAUCGGAGUGUAAGAUGCAAGCAUACUCUUUUUGAGCCGACAAUUUUCGCACAUAGAAAAAAAUAUUGUAUCAUUUCUAAGGUUAUGUUUACAUAUUUUCGAGAAGAUUCUUUUUUCAGUCUAUCCCGACCACCAUGUCCGUCGGCCACAUGAGCUGCUUCAAUCAUCUACAUAUGAGUAGUAGUACUUACUAGUAGAUGAAGUAGUACUUCAUGGGUUCCUGUUUAGUCACUAAUUUUCGUAUACCACAAAUAUUAAUUACCUUAAAUCGCUUCGGUCUCCUGUACUGUUUUUUAGAUUUCUGAACAGCUAAUUGUGCUUCAUUAAUUUCGUCCACUAAAUUGUCAUUGGCUUCUUUUGUUAUAAUAUGAAAGUGGUCUUUUUUUUUGUGAUCACGAAUCGCUAAUAACUUGUUUAAAAACUCCUCUUUCCAUCACGUCCCCUCUUAAAAACAACGCGGGAAUGAAUGAAGCAAGCGCAUAGCGCGCGGACGUCGGUGUUUCCCCGCACUUGUCGAAUUAGGUUACGUCUCGCGACCAAUCGGAAUAAAGUACGAUGAUCAGAUGAUACAGUUUCAACUGACUCGCUUCGGAGUAACGCGUUUUGUCUAGUUUUAACUGAUAUUCGAUUUGAGCAUUAGUUAAUUCUAGUAUUAACAAAGGCAUACAUUAAAAACUAGGAAUACCGCGUUCUAUGUAAAAACUAGUUUUAACUGUUAACAUAAUUACUACAACAGAUGUAAUUUCUUAUUUUCAAACUAGAUAAAAAGUUUUGGGGCAAAUAACUGAGAAAAAAAAUUUCCUAUCUUGAAAGUAGGUCGGUUCAGAUAUAAAUACAUAAAUGACAUCUUUUUGGGGAUAAAUAUCAAUUUUUGAACGUUUUUCUUAUUUGGAAAACGAAUUACCGAUCAAAUUUAUUCACACAUGGCCGCUUUAAGUAAGUGCUGUGAUAAGCACACACCCAACUUGUUGUGGAGAUUAACAGAAUCACAACUUUACGAAUAUACCUCAUAUUUUUAUACUGCACAAGUAAUCUAUUGCUCAUAACAAUGAAUAUUGUCAUUAUUUUCUCUUUUUAUAGGUGCCACUGAAUUUGAAUACAAUUUUUUCAAGGUAUUACUUGAUAUUUAUAAACGAAGUGAGCUCUUAAGAGUUUGGACGGGUCAUAAACAAUAAAUAAUCGUAAGCUACAGGUUAACGGGAAGAAAAACCAGUCUAAUGCCAUAAAACAGGGAGCAUUUUCAUUACAUUCCAUAUUUGGAUAUGUAGCUGGAACUUACAGUGCAUUUUUUUAUAUUAAUCUUCUGCUUUUCUUCUGAAAUGACAUGGAGGUUAUAUUCAUUGAAUACAGCUACCAGUACAAAUAUUUAAAAAGAGGAAGAACUUUAAUUCUCCCAAUUCUUCAAUAUGUACUGGUUCUUCAUUGUUAAUUCCAUAUAAAUUUCUAUUAGUUGCUACUCCGGAUUAAAAUUCUCAUGAUUCCAACCACAUCUGUCUUAUAAUGAAGUAAUUAAGAAAAAAAUUCUUUCCAAAAAUCCAUAGAUCCUUCUUUACUUAUUGAGGUUGUCAUGUGAAUGCAUGUUAAAAUUGCCUAGAAAUGGAUAUUCGUUCGGAACUGGCUAACAAACCAUAUAGGAUCGUGUUUAUUGAAUUUUCUAAGUCUUGGGGUUUGGUCCAAAAAAAAAAAAAAAAUCAGUUUAGUUAUUAAAAUAGGAUCCAGAAAUUUUUUAUUUUUAGAACAUUUUUCGUGUAUAUUUUUUUCUUUCUUUUGAAAACCGCUGUCAGAAUUACCAAUUUCAAACUGAAACUUAAAAUUGAAUAAACCAUUAAUACCUUGUUUUUGGUACAUAACCUGAAAAUAAGAUAUUCGAAAAGGCGCCAGAACGUCCAAAAAUAUUCCAACUUAUGUAUAAAAAGCACUUGGAAAUAGGUACUUUUUCGCUGCAAAUAACCUAAUCAGGUCACGAACUCAUUUCUAAAAGAUUUUUGUAUAUAAAAUUGAAUCCUAAAGUAUUUUUUGGCGUUUUGGAGCCUCUUAGACUAUCUUAUUUUCAGGUAAUGUACCAAAAACACGAGAAAAAUCCAAGGAAAAUUAUUUAUUUUAAAAUGGCAAUUGGAAGGCAUUUGAAAGAAGGAAGAAAAUACACUAAUAAUGGUUAUUUGGAAUUUUGUCAAAUAUGACAAGUUGUUUAUUGCGCAUUACAUGUGUUCUUUUGAAUACCUAAAUCCGAAUAAAUAUACAGAUCAAGGUAAUUUUAACAUCUCGGAGUAGUCUUUAGUGUUUCGAUUUUUUUUGUAAAUGUAAAUAUUGACUGAUAGGUUGCGAAUCAAAUUCUUAGUAUACUUAUACAAAAUGUAAUAGAUGAUGAAAUACUAUUAUAUUUAUGAGGUUAUCACAAUUCGCAUCAUGACUGAAACUUAAUAUUUAGAUUUAUUAGAAAAAGAAUAAUAGUCCAGGAUGUCUAGACCUAUUUUGCACUUUGAAGUGAAUUGUGAUAUAGAAACUCUAAUAUUUACUCUUUAUUGAAAAUAUACUUUCUUUUUUUGUUAAAUUUAUGUGAUUAUAUAUAUAUUUUGUUGUAGAUUUUUAUUAUAUAUAUUUUAUUUCUACUCGAAUAAUUUUUAUACACAUUUAUAUUUGUGUGAUUCAAACAAAUAUUUAAUAAACGUGAAAUAGGGUAAGGUACCUAGUCAUUGGCACCUUAAGCGUAGGUGCAAAAUAAAAUUCAAAUUUCUUGACUAUGGAAUAUUUUGUUAUAUUGACUUUUUUUUAUUUAUAUACAAGAAACUUAAAGCUUUACCUAAAUGUUUACAUCAUAAAAAUAUUCUCAUGACACUUUUAACAAAAAUUUUUUUGUACAAACAUGUAAGAUUCAGGAGUUUUUGGCAUCUAACGCUAGUCAUUGGCAUAGCUAUCACUGUAGUCAUUGGCACAUAUUUAUACAAUGUUGGCACCUUGAGGAGCCAGUUAUUGGCAUCCCAAAUUUGAAAUUUUUGAACUGUGGACAACAAUGUACACUUAAAUAUAACAAAAAAUAACUGGAGUUGUGGAUAUAAUUUUUUUAUUAAUUAAAGCUUUUUGGAUUGACAUGAUUUGCAUAGAAAAUGCUCUACAUAUAGAUUGUGUUUUUUAAGACAUCGGUAAUGGUAAAUUCGAAUACACUUUUCACAUUUGAUGGCAAAAUUGGAAAUUGUAGAAUUGGAACAGCAUAUAUAACAUAACCCUUUAUUUACGAUUUUAUUGUUUUUUGGAGGACCUUGCUCUUGAGAUGUUCCAUCUUCAGAUAAAUUUUUUUCAUCAACUUUAAUUUUAUCUGUUUUAAUCUGAUCAAAAUUUUCUUUAGCGUUUUCUUCUGUCUGUUUCGUGUACUCGUUAUGUUCAAGUGCCGAUGAUAAAUUUCUGAUGUGUGUUUUCUUUUUUAACGCUUUUGCUUUUGAAGAUUUGGUAGCAGCAUUCAAUUCUCUCUUCUUUUUGUUCUCAUCUUUCUUUUUUUCUUUUUAUUUUUUUUCUUUUUGCUCGUCUUCUUGGAUUUUUUUCCAUUCGGUAGAUGUAAUGACAAAAGGUAUUCUUUCGGUUUGGCUUUUACCUUUUCUCUCUGGCGUCUGAUGCCAAAACAAAUAUUCUGCAAUCGGUUUUGUUGGGGUGCCAUUUCUUUGUUCCAUGUUAGAUGCUUCAAACUCACCUGAACAACUGGGAGAUUGUAAAGAUCGUUCAGAAAUAUUUUUGGACUCAAUGUCAUUGUGAUUGUAUUCAUUGUCAAGUGAGUUGGAUUCAGUAUAGUCGUCUCGUCCUAGUGUUAUAUCCUCAAGAAUUAUAAUUUUUUUGUUUACACCAGCAGAUGAUGUAGAUGGUUGACAGAAAUCUGCGCUGAUAAUUAGCAUUUUAUAUAUUUGUUCUUCUGUAAAUGGAAGUUGCUCUUGCAGUUGGGUAGGCUCUGCUAAAUCUAUAUCAU